UUCAGAAUUCACUUGACUCACUCUUGUUGUUUCUUAGUUUCCAGCGACAGGCGUGAUGGUAGAGGAAAAGAGGGAGAGGGCGGAGGAGGCGUCCGACAGCCCGCAGAAAUCCCCGCGCCUGGACCCGCUGGCUGGUCCUGGCUGCAGCGACGCGCCUGCGUCUCCGACGGAGUCGAGCGACGAGUGGCCAUCGUCCGGGGAAUGGGAGGCGGGGACCAGCAGCGACAGUACCGGCGACAGUAUGGACGACGGCGGGCGGUGCGAGCACAUACGCUUCGACCUGGAUAUGGUGGUACAUGAUCUCAAGGUCGCAAACCAGGUCCUCAAGGAGCCUCGGAAGUGCCAGCGUCGUAAUUGCAAGACGACCUGGGAGGGAGCCAGUGAGGACGACCAAGGGAUGAUGAAGUGCAUAGACUGCGCCUAUUUCUUCUGCUCUGGGUGGCCGGUGGACAGGGAGGAUCCGCAGGGACACGCCCGCUGGCACGCCGGCGAGCACCAGCAUUGGGUUGCUCGGUGGUGCGAUGAACCGAAUUUGGGAUACUGCUUCAUGUGUUCACGCCCUAUGAGGCUCAGUGACUGGAGCGAAGAUGACUAUGCAGUGGCGGCCAGAAAUGAAAAGGAUCAGCAGAUGCCGGGGGAUAGCGUUGCAAAGGAUGGCUGGGGAUCGGUGUCCGGCAUUGCAAAGGAUGAGCGGCAAAGGGUGCCCAGAAUUGCAAUGGACGAUGUUGCGUCUGGGUAUGCUAAUGGCGAUGGCCACGUUAUCAGAGGGAUGCCGAACCACGGAGAAACAUGCUACAUGAAUGCAACGCUGCAGUGCCUCCUUGCGCUUGGUAAGCUGAGGACAAAGAUUCGAAGUCCGGAUGCUCAUUUGGGGAGCAUUGGUCUGCACCUGCGGGAGUUGUUCGUAGAGACACGCAUUUCGAAUGAUGCCAGAGGCAUGCUGGACCCAUCCAUGAUACUGACAGCUGUGCGUGAGCGUUAUCCGGAUCGGUUCGAGGCCUGGAAGAUGGAAGACAGCCAUGAGUUCCUUCUGUCUUUAUUCAAUAUUGUGGAUGCGGAGGUGGAGGAGGAAAACGGUAGGCAUGUCUUGGAAGGGGGUGAAGUGUUUCCUACAUUUAACGUUUCUCUUUUUUGGGGGUCAGCUGUUUGAGACCACAUCCUGCCAAAGGUGCCCGCCUAGUGAUCCUAAAACCGUUGAUUUCAGUGAACUCUAUUUGUCACUUCCAGAGAAGGAUCCUCCAGCCAGAGUCGUUGCAUCACCACCAAGGAACAAAAGCCACGGAUCUCAAACCGACAAGAGUGAUGAAGAUAAUAAGAUUCAAACAAUUGCUGAAGGCAGUACUUCUCCUAUUCCCGGUUCAGGAUUGGGAGAUGGGGCAAUGGAGAAAACCCCCAGGCCUUUGCAAGUUGGUAAGUCUAUGCGCUCCUGUACUCAACUUAAAAGGCAAUGUUGAGCAUCUGAGAUCAUACAACUUUUGAGGAAAGAAUGCAGGAACAUGCGGAAUUGGGUGAUCUACUAGUAUUAUUUGCUAUUUCUCUGAAAACAAGCAAAUGGUACUUUUUGGAAUGGAGCUUCAUUACUAGCUAACCAGAGAAAACUGUCUGGACUUUACACAUGGAUAAAAGAAAUAGCAGGAAAAUCUUUUUGGGUGACUACAUAAUAUCUGACAGGAUGUUUCAGCAGUUUUAACAUGGCAAAGGUGUUCACCGUAGUGUAGUAGUUCAAACUGCCAUGGGAAGACCAGGAUCUUGAGUCCUUACCAUCAUACAGUAGGUGUUACUCCAAAAAUGGUUGGUCAACUUAAGUGUGUUUGGAUACUGUCGGAAAAAAAUAAACAGCUUAAAGUGUGCACAAUUGUUAUGAUGGUAAUUGUUAUGGACGUUUUACACAUGGAUAGAAGAAAUAGCAGGAUAACCUUUGGGGUGGCUACAUAAAAUCCGACAGGAUGUUUUCAGCAGUCUUAACAUGGCAAAGGUGUUCACCGUAGUGUAGUAAUUCAAACUGCCAUGGGAAGCCCAGGGUCUUUAGUCCUUACCAUCAUACAGUUGGUGUUACUCCAAAUGGUUGGUUAACUUAAGCGUGUUUGGAUACUGUCGAAAAAGAUAAACAGCUUAAAGUGUGGACAAUAAAGAUUCUAUGCAAAGGAUGAGUGAGGGCUUCUGGUUGCAUGGUCUUGCUAAUACUAAGCCCUGUAUGUUUGAAUCUGCAGAUUUUAGUGAAGUGAAGGAUGUUGUACACGGUCAUAUGCAGACUCAGAAGAAUGAUGUCCCACAAGAGAUCAAUGAGGUGCCAAUAGAAAUUUUGGAUUUCAUUCCUGAAUUAUUUGAUGACACUGAAGGAAUGGAGGAAGCAACAAUAGAUUCUCGCAAUCCAGAAGAUAAGGAGACGACUUACUCAGUAAAAGUUACUACCAAAGAAAAGGAGGAAGCUCAGAGCAGUGAUAUUGUUCAUGAUGAGGCCGAACAUAUGAACUCUCUUGUGUCGAUUGAGGACUGCCUGGAACUGUUUGCGCGUCGAGUGAAGGAACGUUGUGAGAACUGUUCCAAGGUUGCUGAACAGAUCAUGGCAAGCACCAAUAUAAAUACGACUGUUGAUGGAGAUCAGACUGAGCUGUCAGACAGGAAAACAUGCCCAAGUGAGCGAUCUAGUGACUGUAAUAGCUUGUCCGUAGAAUCUCCAAGUAGGCAACCAUAUCGUUCAGAUGUACCUCAUCAAGUUAUACUCUCUGAAAACAUAACUACUGAAGAAAUCACUUCAGGGACGAGCUGUGGUGAAAAGGACUCCGCCUCUUGCAGCACAGCCAAUGAAAAAGCUGAAAUUGAUCAAGGUGUACAAGAAGCUGGGCUUCCAGCUGAUAAACAGACUGACCUGCUCGGUGCUCAGGAUAGUCCGGAUACCAGCACUCAAAAUCAGGGUUGUACGAAGCAGGCAAUGCUGGAUGGUCAUAUUGCCCAAGAAAUGGAGGAAAACCAAAAUGAGCAGAAAGAUGGCAACAGUUGUGCAAUUCGAACACAGUUGAUUAACAAGCUACCAGCUGUAUUAAUCAUUCCAUUCAAGAGAUACAGCAAUGAUCUUUCUAAACUGAGAGGGCAUGUGAGCUUUAAGGAGAUUCUUCAUCUUGGACCAUUCAUGGACCCCAGUUCUGAGGACAAAGAUAACUGCAGCUACCGUCUAGUUGGUGUCAUUGAGCACAAAGGGCAUCAAAUGAAUGGAGGGCACUACAUUGCUUAUGUGCGGGGGGCAGGUCACAACCAUCAGAGCAGUGGUUCUUCCUCAUGGGUUCGUGCAAGCGAUCUCGACAUCAAGGAAGUCUCCCUAGAAAAAGUUCUCGGCUGCGAGGCAUACAUGCUUUUCUACGAGAGGAUGGAGGACUGAUGCAUGUCCGGCAUUGCACCCAACUAAGCAAUCAGAAGGGCACUGACAAAAGAAGCAGAAGGUGUUUUGAUGGCCUGGUGUACCGUCCUACUUACAUAGUCACCCAACUAAGCAAUCAGAAGGGCACUGACAAAAGAAGCAGAAGGUGUUUUGAUGGCCUGGUGUACCGUCCUACUUACAUAGUCUAUAGAGUCUGUCGUCCAGUCCAAUUUUGUUGAUUUUGGCGGGCUGGGUCAUUGCAGUUGCAUGAUUUUGCAUUGGUUGCAACUUGUAGCGUGGUCAGCUGGAGAGAAGCAUUUUUUUUCUGUCCAUGAAAGUAUAGUAAUUCUUGUCAGAACGACAUGGGAUAGGUACGACACUGAAUAUUUUUUGUGAGAAACGAGAUUGAAUACACGUAGGAAGACACUGGAUAUUUUUUGUAUUCUGCAAUUAGAUACACCUCUGAAAAUAA
Messenger RNA from Aegilops tauschii subsp. strangulata, 3827 nucleotides. NCBI's taxonomy places the organism in Eukaryota, Viridiplantae, Streptophyta, Magnoliopsida, Poales, Poaceae. The record is from RefSeq and is a predicted model, not a curated record.